CCACAGCAGUCGCAGACCUGUGACCAGUACGUAACGACUACGUAUCGGAUGUACGAUAAUCUAAAUCUGUCUUGUCUGAACGGGGGUGUUCCUGUACCUGGAAGUGGAAACUGCACAUGCUUUGGUGGCUAUGUCGGACAUCGUUGUGAACGACUGAUGAUAGAUUGUGCAGAGGGUGAGGAGUGGGGGUUCUUCCCCCCGGACCAAGUUGCCACAAUCCAGCCCUAUGGGUCCCCGCAGCCCUUCCAAGUGCUCUGUGAAAGCGAUCCUUGGGGAACCAGAACAUACUUUAUGGUGCGCCUCGCAGGAACUCUGGACUUCUCAAGAAACUGGACCUCCUACAAGGAAGGGUUUGGAGAUUUAAAGGGGGAGUUCUGGUUGGGUCUAGACAACAUCCACUAUUUGACCAAUGCGCACCCACAGAAUCUCCUAGCGGAAGUCCACACUCGGAUGCCGGCAGACACUUAUCCUUACAGACAACGUACUUACAGUAAAUUCUCAGUUGGGGCUGAAUCAACGGGCUAUGUGAUGAAUUUCGGCUUACAUGGCCACAAGCCUCUCCGCAUGAUAUUGGGGACUGCUUGA
Haliotis rubra (blacklip abalone) is the source of this 585-nucleotide messenger RNA. RefSeq names its product angiopoietin-related protein 5-like. The transcript has 4 exons. Bases 49 to 585 code for a protein of 178 amino acids. Lineage: Eukaryota; Metazoa; Mollusca; Gastropoda; Lepetellida; Haliotidae. The record is from RefSeq and is a predicted model, not a curated record.